AGCUAGGUCUAUGGGUAGUUCCAGGUUUCUUGGUAGAGCUAGGUCUAUGGGUAGUUCCAGGUUUCUUGAUAGAGCUAGGUCUAUGGGUAGUUACAGGUUUCUUGGUAGAGCUAGGCCUAUGGGUGGUGACAAGUCUAUUUGGGGCGACAGUAGGAGGACGUUGUACACCUCCAGUAGGAGGAGGAGGACGUUUAGUACCUCCAGUAGGAGGAAGAGGACGUUGUACACCUCCAGUAGGAGGAGGAGGACGUUUAGAACUUUGUGCAGAGGUGGCGAGGACGUUUGCUAAUAAUAGCAAAAGAGCCACUGACAAUGAUUUAAACCUCAUUUUCGAAAGAUUCGUAAAGAGGAGAAACGGAAUUAAUGAUAGUAUGGGAGCUUGA
Racocetra persica is the source of this 383-nucleotide messenger RNA. NCBI's taxonomy places the organism in Eukaryota, Fungi, Glomeromycota, Glomeromycetes, Diversisporales, Gigasporaceae. The record is from the annotation of a GenBank genome assembly.